Molecule: messenger RNA, 882 nt
Organism: Clavispora lusitaniae ATCC 42720
Lineage: Eukaryota; Fungi; Ascomycota; Pichiomycetes; Serinales; Metschnikowiaceae
Source: RefSeq, a predicted model, not a curated record
AUGGAAGUUGCGAAGGAAAUGAUGCAAGGAAAUGAUGCAAAGGAGACGAAACACACUGCAACGACGCAAAUUAAAAAGAUAGAGAUGGGCGUUGGAAUCGGUUCUCAUAUCCCUUUCCAUUACACAAUCAUCCAAGAUCCAUCGCCAUCAUCGAAAACCCACCUAGAAAAACCAAAACCGCUUUUUCUUCUCGCUGGCCAUCUCCCCGGCCAACUCCGCCGCAUAUUGCCGGUGCAUGUCCAACUCCCGCAACAUCUUUUCCUCUUGUUCCUGUUGGAGCCGGUGAGCCUCGAGCAUGUGUCUUUCCGACGGCCUGUUCAAAGCGAAUUCGCCCUCCUUUGUCCGACGGAGAUCCUCAGGAAUGUACUCGGCAUCUCUGACGUUUUUGACCACGAUGUUGGCCGGCUUGGGAUGGUACAAGUCGUCAUACUCUUGGUCUGUGAGACCGGAGAUCUUCUCUUUGAGCCGGAGUCGGUAGCGGUAGAAUUCCGACAUGACAUUCUCGCGGCCGUCGUUCCAGCGGUAGAAAAACGUAAAGUACACGAUGAUGGACGACGUCAAAAACGUGCCGAACCAUCUGGUUCCCGUAUUGAGUCUUUGGUUGGUGUCCACUUUGCGCAAAACCAUGUACUGGCCCGGGUAAAGGCUGGACUGCGGUCUCGGCGUGUAGUUGAGCCGCUUCAUGGUCUCGUUGAUCUUUUUGUACUGUGUUGGGUUUUUAGGAAUGGACGAAAACCCUUCUGGAGCAUCGCCGGGCAACUUGAAUUCCGACGGAUAUCCUUCGGGGGGUCUGACAUCAGUUGGAUCAUAUGGGUUAUAUGGGGCUUUUGGAGGAACCCAGCCUUUUGGGUUGGGUCUUCUGUUGAAGUCGUCGGACAUUGA